GAUGCGAACAGCGUUUGCAAUCAGUUCCACACUAACCGACAGAAAAUACGUUUGACGAUUGUAUAACAUCGGGUUUCUUCAUUGGACUUAAAUAUGAUUAAAGUCAUACUGAUCUGUCUUGUACUACGAGUACGUGCAGAGCCACAGUGUUCAAAGUUCCAUUAUGAAGAACAACUUCUUGAGAAGAUGGUUCGAAUGGAGUUCCAGAUGGAACAGCGCAACAAGGAGCUUGAACAGUGUCUGAUUGACAAGAGAACUGAUAUUCAAGGUUUGCUUGGACGUCUGGACGCCGCUCUGUCCGACUUGACAGAGGAAAAGAAAACUUUACAGCACAAAGCAGAUCAAGUCUUUUCUGACUUCAUGGACAAUUCAACUCGUUUGAACAAUGAACUCCAGCAGAGUUUACAGAGUUUAAGCAAAGAUAACGUCGUGUUUUACGCUCGGAAAGUCAGGAACACCAGUCCAACCACAGAUGAGGUCACUGUGUUUCAACAAACUAUGACAGACAACACAGGAUCAUACAACAACAACACUGGCAAGGUCACUGCCCCCGUGGAGGGAAUUUACAUGUUUACGGUGAACAUCUGUUCGGAAGAGGUUUAUUAUACUGACUUUACGAUUAUGCAAAACGGUGCUAAGUAUGCACAGUCAAGGUGUUACGACAAAGAGUAUCCAGAUUGCGACAGUGUUCAAGCAAUGAUAUCAUUGAAACGUGGAGACAGUGUUUAUUCAACAAUUACUAGUGGCGGUUCCCAUUUGGUUGAAGACGAGGGUAAAUACUGGAAUUCAUUUGGCGGAGUUCGGGUAUCAGGAGUGUAGACACAUAUAGAUUUACGUCCGUGAAAAGUGGCAUUGUAUACUUGUAUAUGUGUAACGAAGGCCAUUGAUUCUAAUUUGUUUUCAUGUGACGAUUUUUAAUAUAGCAUACACGAAUGAUAAUCAUAUUUGCGUUUGCCUUGAUGUGUUAUUUCAUGUUUGGUAUAAUAUGAGUAUAAUCAAAUCUAUAUACACGUUGAAGUUAUUGAUUAACACGUAUAUGUGAAAAGGCUAAUCGGGGAUUAAAGUUUGAUGUAACCUAGAUAAUGUUAUGGAACAAAACUACGGAAAAAUUAUAUUAGUUAAACAUAUUUAUUUCAAGCAAUACACUUUGUUUUUACAUAGCAUUUAUAAAAUGAACAUGUUUGAAUAGGAUUAGAACGAAAGACAAUGUCUCAUAUUAAUUCUGUAACAAGAAAUUUGAUGAACGAUUAUCCUUAGAAAAAUGUUCAUCGAAAUUUUAGUAUUAAGAUACAUUUGUUGUGGAAUUGAACAGUAUUUUCAAUUAUACUGCUGCGGAAUAUUUCAUUUUGAACACGUUUCCCCUACACGGUACUCACGAAAUGUUUGGUUUGAACAUUCAUUUGAACAUUCUGUAUUCCCCGUAAGGCGAUGUGUGCUUUUGAUUCAUGCUAU
Molecule: messenger RNA, 1452 nt
Organism: Dreissena polymorpha
Lineage: Eukaryota; Metazoa; Mollusca; Bivalvia; Myida; Dreissenidae
Product: EMILIN-2-like
Exons: 2
Coding region: 94-819 (241 amino acids)
Molecular function (GO): protein binding
Source: RefSeq, a predicted model, not a curated record